CUGCUUGUUGUUGUUGUUGGAGCAGCUGUGGUUUAAACAUUUGUUCGCCUGCAGAAACGAUGACUGCAGUUCAGGCUUUGAGAGAGUUUAUCAACGAGCGACUGACUGCUGCCGCUGGAGAAAUAUUCACCGCAUUCGAACAAACUAUCGUCCGAUACGAGGAGGAGAUUGCUCGUGAGCGCACAUGUUUGGACAACUGGAAUCCUCAAAUCAAGUUGGACAGAACAGACAGUCCACGGCAUGACGUUCAUAACCAGGAGACGACGUCCAGUCUGGAGCCGGAGGAACACGAACCUCCACACAUUAAAAAAGAGGAGGAGGAUCACGAUGAGUUCCACGCACACUAUAACGAACCGUGUAUGGCAGAGUCUGAGAGAAACGUGCCCACCUCAGUACAAGAACUAAAGGAGCUCUCUGGAGGCACAAGUCAGCCCAUGACUGAAGUCUCAGCAACUACGGGUACACCAGAAGAUGACAAUUGCCUCCAUAAAGUCGCCUGUGCAGUUGUCAACUCUUUGAACUCUUGUGAAGAGUGCAGCAGAAGACCCUUCUCCAGUCCACAGUGGCUUGGUUUCACAUGUCAAUUGUGCUCAAAAUCAUGGCACAAAUCCUGCUUUUUUAAGAGGACAUCAUCAUUGGAUGUGAAACCUGAUUGUGACCCUCCAAAGAGUAGUGAUGACUGCUGCUCAGAUGAAGACUGUGUGCCCUGUACAUCAUGGAGUAGUAAUGGAUCCCGCUUUGAAGAACUCUGGUUCACCAGCUCUGGUGUUCCUGCGUCAAGUGAUGAUCCAUCUUCCUCCAACACCGAUCCAAGCGUACUGCAUUGUGAGGCGAGAACAGCUGACUUGGUGUCUUCUAAGCGAAGGAAGAAGAAAGUAUCACAACCCAUCGACUGCAUGGAGGAGGAGGAGGAGGAGGAGGAGGACACUUCCCUAUCUGGCAAAUUUGACUUUGAAGAAGACCUUGUAUCUGAUGUUGAAUCUUCUAAUGAUGACCCCAACACAAGCAAUACCCAGAGUCCUCCAACAACUGCAGCAAUGUCUGAGUUCAACGGAACAGCUAAGAUUGCACCAGCCCCAAAUGAGUCUUCUUACGCUAAGAAUAAUUACUGUUAUGUUUGCAAGACGCCUCAGUCUAAAAUCGCUCGUCACCUUAAAAAGCAUGAGAAAGAAGAACCGGCUAUUGCUGAAGCAUUUUCGCUUCCAAAGUACUCCAAAGAGAGAAAAAAGUUGCUCGAGAAGUUGCGCAACAAAGGUAAUUUUGAACAUAAUCAAGAAGUUCUCACAAAUAAUGAUGGACUGCUGAAAGUAAAAAGAAGAUCGAAACAAGCUGAAAGCUCUUCAAAUAGCAAAAUGUACGUACACUGUGUGUAUUGCAAAGGCAUGUUCAUCCGUAAUUCGCUCUGGCGCCACUCACGUAGUUGCCCCGCAAAGAGAGUCUCACAAUCUCAAGCGACUGGUAAAGUCACAUGUUUGCCUCUGGCUGAUAUUGCACAGACCACGUGCACCCAAGCAGUUAUACCUGGAGUGUGGAAGCUUCUUAAAAGUCUAAAGGAAGAUGAGAUCGCAUCUGUAGUUCAGAAUGAUUUCCUCUUAUUGCAACUGAGUCAGUCUCUCUUUAACAAACAUGGAAGUGAUCCAACAAAAUCUGAGUAUAUGAGACAGAGGAUUCGGGAAAUGGGCAGACUGCUGUUAACCUUGAGGAAAAAAUCAGUUUUCAGCUUUGAAGAGGCUACAAAACCAAAGAAUUUCCAAAAAGUCAUUGCAGCUGUGAAAACAGUUGCUGGUUAUGAUGAGAAGAAGAAGUGCUAUCGCACACAAAGUCUUGCUCUGAAUUUGGGAUACUCUCUUAAGAAAAUUGGUGACAUUCUUCUCUGUAGGGCCAUUGCUGCAGAGGAUGAAGGGAUGAUAAAAUUGGCUGAACAGUUCACACAGCUCUGCACAAAAGAAUGGGCAAGACUUGUCCCCAACAAGGCUCUUGCUUCUUUGACCAAAUCAAAGCUUGAUAAACCAUCGACCUUACCGUUCACAGAGGAUGUUCAACGUUUGCACCAGUAUCUGGAGAAGAAAUCAGCUGACGCUGUAAAAUCCCUGAAAGAGAACGAGUCUCCACGGACUUAUGCAGAGCUCGCCAGGUUGACUCUUGCUCAAAUGAUUCUCAUCAACAGACAUUCCCCAGGACAGAUCUCAAAAAUAACGCUUGAGUCUUUUAAAAAAAGAAAGCGGACUGAGCUUCGUGAGGACGUAGCUGCUAGCCUCUCACAGUUUGAACAAAAGCUCGCCAAGUACUCCAGCAGGGUAGAAAUCAUGGACAAGAAAGGGACAAAGGCUGCUGUUUUAGUUAACCCUGAGGUCCUCAGUGCAGCAACACUUCUUGUAGAAAAAAGAGACGCAUGUGAUGUACGCAAGGACAAUCCCUUCCUGUUUGGACGGCCAAAGUGUCCCUCCACUAGUCACUACAGUGGACAGGACUGCAUCAGGAAGUUUGCAGUCGAGUGCGGUUCAAAGAAUCCUGAACAUCUCGUCUGUACACAGCUCCACAAGCAUGUGGCAACAUUGUGUCAAAUCCUCAGCCUCAAGGACAAUGAGCUGGACCAACUGGCCAACUUUUUGGGACACGAUAUUCCGAUCCGCAGAGACUUUCUUCGACUGCCGGAGGCGACUGUAGAAAUGGCAAGAAUCUCAAAGCUUCUACUGGCAAUGGAGAAUGGCUCUCUCGCUGAAUUCCAGGGAAAGUCUUUUGAUGAGAUUCAGGUUGAAGAUCUAUUGGACCCAGAGCUGGACGGGGGUGAGCAACGUGGAGGUAACGACCGAAACGAUGGCGGCACAGAUGGCGAUAAGUCAGAUCGUGCUCUUGGACCAAGGGGGAAAAGAAAAAGGAUGGUAUCGACUCAGGAUGAGACCAAAGGUUCCAAAGAAAAAAGAAAAAGGAUUAAAUCGACCCAGGAUGAGGCCAAGACUUCCAACGUGGCUACCACGACAUUAGACACAUGGGAAACAGAUAUCCAGAUAAUGGACAUCUGGUCAUUGAUGGAAGAUCAAGAUCUGUGGACGGACCCUUAGCAGUCAUGCAGUGAUGCUGAUACUACUGUGAAUGUCUGA
Salarias fasciatus (jewelled blenny) is the source of this 3101-nucleotide messenger RNA. RefSeq lists its product as uncharacterized. The record is from RefSeq and is a predicted model, not a curated record. Lineage: Eukaryota; Metazoa; Chordata; Actinopteri; Blenniiformes; Blenniidae. The transcript is spliced from 11 exons. The coding region runs from base 60 to 3062 and encodes 1000 amino acids.